AUGGCUAAUCCAUCUUUAAUCACUCUUUUCUUGGACACCAUGUUAGCGGGUUUGAAUGAGAGAAUUGGAGUUGUGAUGAUGAGGGAUGGUGGUACCAAAACUAGAACAACUAGUACCUGCAGUUUCAUGGAAUUCUACGAGAAUAUCAUGGGGACUAGUGUGCUACCAGAUCCACCAGAUCAACAACAAUCAAUGUUGCUUGUUGAUCAAGUUCCUCAUCACCAACAAGAAGAUUAUUGCACCACAAAUUCGGAUGUUUUCUAUUUUUGGAUGAUCUUCAUAUAG
Messenger RNA from Prunus armeniaca (apricot), 285 nucleotides. The record is from the annotation of a GenBank genome assembly. Lineage: Eukaryota; Viridiplantae; Streptophyta; Magnoliopsida; Rosales; Rosaceae.